Brassica rapa (field mustard) is the source of this 4415-nucleotide messenger RNA. RefSeq names its product glycine-rich cell wall structural protein 1.8. The record is from RefSeq and is a predicted model, not a curated record. NCBI's taxonomy places the organism in Eukaryota, Viridiplantae, Streptophyta, Magnoliopsida, Brassicales, Brassicaceae.
AUUGCAUUUUUUGAGAGAGGGUGAAUUGUAACAUCCUAAGUUUUGAUAUAUGAAAAGGCUUAAUAGAAUUUAUUUGGCUAUUUAUUUCACCAAAGUUGACUUAUCUUUUCCGUCAUACAUCCGUUUAGAACUCUAGAGUUAAGUGUACUUGGAUGGGCUAGAGUAGUGAAAGGAUGGGUGAUUUAUCGCGAAGUGAUUUGCGAUACCGUGCGAAUGAAGUCAAAGCACGGAAAAAUGUUGGGUAGUGAUUACAUGGUUAGUAUAUAAGACUUUCGCAUUGAAAAAAAUUAAUGCACGGUUUGUCAGCCGAAAUGGAACCCAAGGCCAAGAAAACGGACGUGAUGGCCUAUUUGAUGUGGGCGGUUAGACCGUUAUAAUUUUACUACGCAUAAUUUGGAAUAAUCUAUUGAAUAACCAUGGAUUGCAUCUGAAAUUAUGUUCUAUUAAAUUAUAUGAUUAAAUAACAAACUUUGAUUGGUAAUCGACGUAAUGAAAAUAUGAUUAUGCGAUCAUGCAGGUUGUUACAAAUCACACAAUUUUUACAGUGUUGAGUUACACUACGGCAUUCUACUAUAUAUAGUGCCUUUUUUUUUCAAAAUAUGUUAAUAUACCAUCUUUUUUUUUAAAGUAAAAAACUUUCAUGUAAUAUAGUUCCACAUUUCAUCACGAAUCUAUAUUUUUUAUUCUGCAUUUUUAUUAAGUGUUGCCUUUGUUACUGUAUCAUCAAAGAAACUAAAUUUCAAGAAACUAUCCAGUUAGCCUUUAAAUUUUCAAACAUAUAAUUUCAUAUUAUAACAAGCAUCUUUAUUCUUACUUUAAUAAAUGAAUGUUAUUUGGAUAGUGCCUAAUGCAUACAGUUUUCUCAAUGAAAACGUGUAGUGUAUACACUUAUUGAUCUAUUUUGGUAAAUAUUUAUUUCAUCGUAUUGUUAUAGACAUACUUCUUUCGUUUCGAUUUAAUUGUCGUUGCAUAGAAAAAAAAAGUUUCAAAAUUGUUUUAGAGUUUUAAUAUAAAAUUAUUAAUAAAAUUGUCUGCUUAAUUUUUCCAUUGAUUGAAAAAUGGUUAAAUAUAUAUGUAAUUAUAUAUAUAUAUAUGUAAUUUUUGUUUUGAAAAUAUAUAAAAUUAUAUAUACUUUUUAAUUCGUGUGCAUAAACUUAUAGCCUGGAUUAAAAUAAAAUAGAAGAAGUAAUAGAGAAGUGGUCAUUGGCUGGACAGCACAAAAGUCUCAAAUCUCGACAGGUCUUCUUCUAAUCUUAGUGGCAAUGCUAAGACGCAUUAAUAAGGUUUUUUUAUUGUUUUCUUUUCUUUUUAUGAAAAAAGGGCUUAGUGUUUUGAUUGUUAGUAGUAGUAGUCUUUCAGAAAAACCUUUAUUCUAUUCGUAUAUGUUUCUGUACCGAAGUUUCGUGCAUUAAAAAAAAAUGUUUCGUGCAUUAAAAUAAUUAUGAUUUGAUUUCAGCUUUCUAGAAGAGACAUCUCAUCAUAUUGGAGUGAUAAGCCUACGCAUUCUUCUAUAGGUGAUUAAUAUUUUACGUGAUCAUGUCAAAAGACGAAGCAUGUAUUUACUAAUUAAAAUAAUGUAGAAUAUAGACUUGGCAUUAUAUAGAUGAUACAGAAGUAAGAGAUUAGCUCAGUUAGUGCAAGAUAUAUGUCUUAAUUAUGAGAAACUAAGUGCUUUUAUAGCUCAAUGCAAUAUCUCUCUUAGCAAAAGAUUUAAAGAUAAAGAAAGAAAAGAUAAAUUGCAAUCAAAAUUUAAUUGCAAUAAAAUUAAAUAAAAGAUAAAUUGGUUUGAGAAAAAAUGGUCCUCUGAAAAUUCGGUGAGCAAUGGAGGAAAUGUGAUACAAAGGCUACCAAUAACCCAUAACUGUAAAUUCGACUAAUAUAUAUAAUCUUUUCCGUCGAAAUCAGAUUUUCAUUCUUUGUGUAUACUGGAGUCUAAACUGUCUCUGUAAACUAUGUGAUUAAAGGUUUGGGGGUCUGUACUUUACCUAAAUACAUGUUUCUUGGAAACUCUUAUCGUCAAAAGUUAAAACUAAAGCAUUGUUCAUCUUCAGAGUAACCAAACGACUAAUCGCUUAUGCAACAAUGGAGUUUAGUUAAUUAUAUGACAACGCAAGACCAUAAUUACAUUUUGGUGAAAGUAAAGAAUAAAGAAAACUUUAGGUGAAAGUAAAAGAGGAUUUGGUUCGGGAAUAAAUGGGUUGGUAAACUCUUAGUUGAUUAAUGGAGGAUAUAGAAGUCAAAUUGAAAUACUCAACACCAUACUUCACGAUAGUGUAUCUUGUUAAUGAUAUUCUAACUACCUUUCUAUCCAUAUUUUUUGGUAAAGAUACUUUUAUAUCCAUUUUAACAAUGUAUAUCAGUAACACUCUAUUUUAAUACAUUCAUAGUGCCAAAAAAACAAACUAAUUAUUUUAGUUGAAGAUUUCUACUGGUUAAUAAAAGUAUAAAAGCACUCUAGAAGUAUGGUUGAUAAAGGUAAUAUAAUACCCUAGAGUUUGAUUUAAAAAAAAAAGCAUUCUAGAGUAUGGUUUAUGCCAAAAUCGGACAUAAUUUAUUCAAGUUCUAACCUCAUGAGCAUGCACAUUUUCUCAAGACAAUUUUCAAACCAUGCAAUUAACUCUCUGGAAAAUAUGUUCUCUCAACCGGAAUCCACCCUAUAUUUCUUACGUUUUCAGUAAAUAAAGGACUUAACAAAUAUGCUGAUUUACACUUUUUAGCCACAUAAUGACAGAUUUAUAACAUUUUGGGCCGAGGACUAAAUAAAUUAUUCUCACCUCCUUCAUAGUCGAUGUUAGAGCUGGAGACCUUCCUAGGUGUCGAAUAUACACGCGUGUUAGCUAAAUAAGGCCGAUCCGUAAUCACAUCUUCAGCUUAAAUUUGUAACUAGGGUUUGUUUCUAACGAUUUAGAUUGACGUCUUGGUCAUUAAAAUUGCUAUAAUACGUACAUCUUAUAAGAAUAUUGAUUAACUUGGAGAAAAAUGAAGAGAUUGAAAACAAAAUUAGGAGUAAUGGUGGGGACAGUAAAUCUACACUUUUCAAGUCAUAGGCAUGUGCUUCAUCAACCACUCUUUUUUACACUGAACGCGGCUUAAGAUACCAAACCCCAAUCACUAUAAAUACCUCACUGAGCCCUUUCAUUUUACUUCAUCAAACUCAAAAACAAUGGUUUCUCUCAAAGCUCUCUCGACUGUCUUUUUUCUUAUAAUCGGCGUUGGCAUUUGCUACGCCACUAGCCGGAAUCUCUUAACAUACGGGGCUAUGCCCGCUGGCCAUGGUGGUGGCGGUGGAGGAGGACAUGGUGGUGGUGAAGGUUAUGGAGGAGUGAGUGGUGGUGGUUAUGGGGGCGGUAGUGGAGAAGGUGGUGGUGGUGGAUAUGGAGGAGCUGAAGGUUAUGCAGGUGGCGGUGGUGGUGGUCACGGUGGUGGCGGUGGUGGAGCUUCUUCUUCUGGUGGAUACGCUAGCGGAGGUGGAGAAGGAGGUGGUAGCGGUUACGGUGGAGCAACUGGUGGAUAUGGUGGUCAUGCUGGUGGUGGUGGUCAGGGUGGAGGCGGUGGUGGAGCUUCUUCUUCCGGUGGGUAUGCUAGUGGAGGAGGAGAAGGCGGAGGUGGAGGUUAUGGUGGAGCAGCUGGUGGUUAUGGUGGUCAUGCUGGUGGCGGCGGUGGAGGUAGUGGUGGUGGUGGUGGAGCUGCUUAUGGCGGUGGAGGAGAUCAUGCUAGUGGUUAUGGAAGUGGUGGUGGUGAAGGAGCUGGUGGUGCAAUUGGUGGUCAUGCUGGUGGGGGAGGUGGUGGCAGUGGAGGCGGUGGAGGAUCGGCUUAUGGUGGUGGAGGUGAGCAUGCUAGUGGUUACGGAAGUGGAACUGGUGAAGGUGGCGGCGCGGGUGGAGGUGAGUAUGGAGGUGGAGCUGGAGGUGGAGGUGGACAUGGAGGUGGUGGAGGAUCAGCAGGUGGAGGGUCUUAUGGUGGUGGUGCUUAUGGAAGCGGUGAAGGAGGAGGAGCUGGAGGUGGAUCAGGAGCCGGAGGGUAUGGAGGUGGUGGCGGUGGAGGGAGUGGUGGAGGAGGAGCUUACGGUGGAGGUGGAGCACAUGGAGGUGGUUAUGGAAGUGGUGGUGGUGAUGGAGGUGGUUAUGGUGGUGCAGCAGGUGGAUAUGGAAGUGGUGGUGGAGGCGGUCACGGUGGUGGUGGUGGUUCAGGCGGUGGAGGCUAUGCCCCAUGAAGAAACCAACUCAAGAUAUAACCAAAAAAGAAAGAGGCUGGAAAUAAAAGAUUGUGGAGGCAGGGGUAUACAAAUUAAAAUGCCUUGGUUGAAAACAUUUUAUAUCCAUUAUUGAACGUUGUAUUUCCUGAUAAUCAAAUAUUUUUAUUAUCUUACUAUUUUAUCAUUAAAAACAUUAGUUUAUAUAAAGUAAUGUUUUAUA